AUGGAGGCACUGCGUUCCCAACUGGUUCAAUACCGGAUGUUUUUUCAAAUGAUCCUUGUGCUGGGGGUUGGUGGGACCCUCUCGAUUGGUUAUCAGAUUUCUGUGAUCAACUAUCCCUCUGUGUUCAUCAAGAGGUUCAUGAAUGAAACCUGGUUUGAGCGCUCUGGAUCUCCCCUCCCCAAGAAGACCCUCCUCUUCUUGUGGUCGUUCAUUGUGUCUGUCUAUGGUGUAGGAGGAUUCCUAGGCUGCCUGGGCAGUGGCUACCUGACUGUGAAAUAUGGCAAGAAGGUAACGAUGCUGGGGACCGACCUGCUCGUCCUGGCGACGGCUGUCCUCGUGGGCUGCAGCAAGGCGGCCAAGUCCUUGGAGAUGCUGCUGAUCGGGCGGCUUCUCUUCGGUGUCAGCGCCGGCUUCUGCAUGACCGCCCAUCCCCAGUAUGCGGGAGAAGUUUCCCCCAAGAAGCUACGAGGCUUUGCAAAUGCCACCUCUGCCCUUUUUUGGUCGCUGGGGAAAUCUUGGGGCCAAAUCCUGGGGCUCAGGGACUGCCUGGGGACUGACUCCUGCUGGCCUCUGCUUCUGGCCUUCACUGGGGCGGGGGCCCUGCUCCAGCUGCUCACGUUGCCUUUCUUCCCUGAAUCUCCACCGUACCUCUUGAUCCAGAAAGGAGAUGAAGGCAGCUGCUUGAAGGCCAUGCAACAGCUCUGGGGCCCAGGGGGUCACCAGGAGGAGCUCCGUGCCCUGAAGCAGGAAGCGGAGAAGUGCUGCAGAGUCCUGAGUGCAAGAGAGCUGCUCAGAGAUGGGUCUCUACGCCCACAGCUGCACGUCCUCAUUGCUGCCGUUCUCACCCUGCAGCUCUGUGGCAUCAAUGCAGUCUACUUCUACACUUUUGAAGUCUUCCGUGCUGCUGGCUUUGAAGAGGGCCUCAUCUCCUACCUCUCGCUGGGCGUGGGCUUCUGUGAGCUCUUCUCCACUCUUCUCUGCAUCCUCACCAUUGAGCGGUUUGGCCGGAGGACCCUCCUGUGCCAGGGCUGUGGGGUGAUGGUGCUCUUGCUGUGCCUCCUCACCGCCACCCUCUCCCUGCAGAAUAAGUAUCACUGGAUGUCUCACUGCAGCGUCGCGCUGAUUUUCCUCUUUGUUUUCGCCUUUGGAAUCGGGCCAAAUGGAGCCAUAACGUCUGUCAUGAUGGAAAUCUUCAGCCAGUCCUCCAGACCAGCAGCUUUCAUGAUUGGCGGCUGCCUGAAUUGGGCGGGCCUCUUUGUUAUUGGAAUAACCUUCCCAUUUGCUGUGAAAGGUCUGGGCCCUUUCUGUUUCCUCAUCUUCAUGGUUGUCCUUGUGGGAUCAGGAAUGUUCUUCUACCUGUUCCUUCCAGAGACUAAAGGGAAAUCCAUUGUGGAAAUCACAGAGGAAUUCAACACUUCACCUUUUCAGAGGAAACUUCCAGCUGUGCUUAGGACAGGUUUCCAGGAAGACCACUCUGCCUAUACAAGCUUUUGAGUUGACCAGGAAAGGGAGAAAAACCUAUUAGAAAGAGUUUCCAAACGGGACAUUUUCCAACAGGUCUUCACCCCAGGAAGAGACACUGCAACUUCCCCUGCACACUUUCCAUGCUCUGUCACUGUUUGUGCUCUGCUCACCCUCACCCUCCUGCACAAUUUGUGACCCUUUUUCUCCCCUCUUCAUUAAUGGCUGCACUCAGGCUCCUUCCCCCCACUCCCCCACCCCACCCCCACAAACAUGCAGUCACUCAAAAAGUCCUCUUGUAAAUGUCAUCAGCUGAGUUUUUUUAACCUAAAGCUAAACCACCAUCAGCUUCAAAGCUGAGACUGUAGGUUAGACCCAAUUUCCAGGCGACACAAAAUAUACCUCCCCUCUUUUCUCUACACACUGAUAAGACUCUGUUAUUACACAAGGCAAUAGGAUAAUAUGCAUCCCAAGAGAUUUUGAAACAAUAUGAGUGAAUAAUUCAUUGUGGCUGUCAAGAGCAUCUCAAGUUUGGCUGGCUGAGGUGUGCUAGCAAUCUCAAUAGGUGGCCUCUUCUGCCAGCUGUCUCUGCAAGGGGGGAGGGGGGUGGUCUCCUCUUUUGCCCUUCACCCUCACUUGCAGACUGCCUGAAAGAGGAAUAGCUGAGAAGUGCUGGGAUUUUUGGAGACUGACAU
Molecule: messenger RNA, 2156 nt
Organism: Rhineura floridana
Lineage: Eukaryota; Metazoa; Chordata; Lepidosauria; Squamata; Rhineuridae
Product: solute carrier family 2, facilitated glucose transporter member 11-like
Exons: 12
Coding region: 1-1494 (497 amino acids)
Biological process (GO): monosaccharide transmembrane transport
Cellular component (GO): membrane
Molecular function (GO): hexose transmembrane transporter activity
Source: RefSeq, a predicted model, not a curated record